Messenger RNA from Talaromyces rugulosus, 2652 nucleotides. RefSeq lists its product as uncharacterized. Gene Ontology annotation, biological process: mitotic chromosome condensation. Gene Ontology annotation, cellular component: condensin complex. The record is from RefSeq and is a predicted model, not a curated record. The transcript has 3 exons. Lineage: Eukaryota; Fungi; Ascomycota; Eurotiomycetes; Eurotiales; Trichocomaceae. Gene Ontology annotation, molecular function: chromatin binding. The coding region runs from base 1 to 2652 and encodes 883 amino acids.
AUGCCUCGCGUCGCCAAUGCUUCGAAGAGCCACCGUCGCUCAAAUGGCGGCACCACGACACCGCACAAGAACUCUCCCAUCAAGAUCCCGCUAAACGAUGACAUGGGAGAAAAGGCUGCUCGGAUGCAGUCGCGACAAGCCCUUCAUGACCGUCAAAUGAACCAGAUCAAAGCGGCUGUGAAAACGCCUAUGCCCCCGCGCAGGACAGCUUACGACCGCGCUGACAGCCAAAGUCCGACGACUCCGCGCGGCUCCCUUCGCCGAGGUCGCGAAAGCGAUGUGGAUGGCCGUGGUGGCAGGGGCGCAACUCCAGUCAAAAGAGUCCCGAUCCUCGCCAACUUUGAAGAGUGGAUGAAGAUGGCGACCGACAACAAAAUCAAUGCUGCCAACUCUUGGAAUUUCGCCCUGAUCGAUUACUUUCACGACAUGUCUCUGCUCCGAGAAGGCGACGGCGUCAACUUCCAAAAAGCCAGCUGCACGCUUGAUGGUUGUGUCAAGAUCUACACUAGUAGAGUGGACAGUGUGGCCACUGAAACUGGAAAGCUACUCAGUGGUUUGGCCGACAGUCGCGACCGCAAGGCCCAGGAAGCUGGCGAAGGCGCCGAGGGCGAAGAUGAAGACGAAGAGGGCGAAGACGGCGCCCCGAAAAAAUCCAGAAAGAAGACUCGAUCUCACGAAGCAACACUGGCCCCAUCCUUUGCUUCCUUACAAUUGAAAAAGCUUGAACUCGAAUUUGCGGUAGACCCCUUGUUCAAAAAGGCGUCGGCAGAUUUUGAUGAAGGCGGCGCCAAGGGAUUAUUGCUGAAUCACCUUUCGAUCGAUGGCCAGGGCCGAAUUGUCUUUGAUAGUAGUGAUGACGUUGACGAGACAACCAAUCCCGAAGGUCCCACGCAAGAAGACGAGGCACAAGAAGAGACUGAAGAAAAGAGUAAAGAGCAACAAGACGAUCCAAUGGAUGUCGACCCAGUGGAAAUUGAUAUCACGGCUCUAGCCAACAAGUUUUUCCCUGACCUAGAUCGCCUUGCUGAACAAGACAUUUGCCCGUCUCUCAAGAAUUUCGACUUAGGCGACCCUAGUGGCUCCAACAUGGCAAUGCUGAAAGCUCCCGAUGAAUGGCGCAAUGAUAGGGUCGGUGAAAAUGACGAACAAUCCGGUCGCUUGGGUGAUGCAUCAGGCAUCAUGCUUGACGAUGAUAAUGCAGUUGGUUUUGAUGAUGAUGAUGGAACGUUUGCAGGCUUUGACAUUGGUGAAGAUGCUGGCUUUGGAGAGGGCGGAGAAGCCUGGGCGCGAGAGGCGGCAUUAGAACCGAUGCUGAAAGUUCAUCGAAUGGAGAUUGAUGGCGAAGACGAAGACGGUGAAGGACUGGACAACGGAGAUGCAUAUACUCUAUCGCUCUCUCACCAACCAUCUAACAAAGAGCACGAAAACAUUCUUAGCUACUUUGAUAAUGCGCUUCAAAAGAACUGGGCUGGUCCUGAACACUGGCGAAUUCGGAGAAUCAAGGAAACUACAGCGGCAUCGUCCACAACUACUGCGCCCAAGCAGCGCAAAGAAAAGGAACCGUUUGAGAUCGACUUUUCGGCUCCACUCGAUUCAUCAGCGGCCGAGGUGAUAUAUACUCAAGCAAGCUCCAACUCAGCGAUUUCGAUACCCAAGACGCAAUGGAAGACAAAAGGCCGCAACCUUCUCCCCGACGACAAACAUUUCAACUCACAGCAAUUGCUCCGGCUCUUCCUCAAACCUAAGGCCCGUAUGGGAUCCCGACGAUUCCUUGGUGUUCACAAGAGCAUUGAACGGCCACAGGGUGUACCCGUGGCUGGAGAGAUGGACGAGGCUUUCUGGGCGAACCAUAAGCCAGAGAACGACAUGGCCGCAGGGGAGGACGAUGGCGGCGCAGCAGGAACCUACGAUGCGAACUUCUUUGCGGAUGACGAUGGCCUUGCUUUCCCCAACGGGCUGCCAAUGGGAGACGAUGACGACGAUAACAUGCCGUUCGCAGAUGCUCGAGAAAUGUUCUCUCCCCCGGUCGAUCCAAAUGCUCGGCCGACGACAUCGGCUGGCGGUGGUGGUUUGACAGCGCUCUUGAACAUGGUCGGGGCGACGCCUGGAUCUGCUCUCCAUGGCGGAGGAUUCGGGUCUCAGCUAGUGACACAAGGUGGCCGUCGUGUCCGGCCAGACUAUGUAGCUUAUGCACGUGUUGCUAAGAAGGUGGAUGUUCGACGGUUAAAGGAGGAAAUGUGGAAAGGCAUGGGUGAUAGACUGAUUGAGUCGAUGGAAUUCAACUCGUCCUCGGAGGCGGCAGCUGUGGUCAGCGCGCCUGAAGAGCAAACCGAUGACGAUGGCCCGCCCACACCUACGCCGAAGAACCGGCAUCCAGACGGUGACCAUGUCAUGUCGGAUGCUACAGCAGAGCCGGAGAAAGAAGGCCAGCUGCGGUUCACCAACAUUAUGAACUCGCUCAAGUCGGUUUAUCCAGAAGAAACGCUCCGAGAUAUUAGCACGUCAUUUGGAUUUAUCUGUCUUUUGCAUUUGGCCAACGAAAAGGGACUGGUGUUGCAGGGCGGAGACCCUUUCGCGGAGGGCGGUGGCUCUUUGGAAGAGAUUUACAUUUCUCGGGACGUUGGCGCAGUGAUUGAAGAAGGUGGAAUGUAG